This is a messenger RNA of Centropristis striata (black sea bass), 4383 nucleotides long. Its product is annotated as toll-like receptor 1. Gene Ontology annotation, molecular function: protein binding; transmembrane signaling receptor activity. NCBI's taxonomy places the organism in Eukaryota, Metazoa, Chordata, Actinopteri, Perciformes, Serranidae. Gene Ontology annotation, biological process: inflammatory response; toll-like receptor signaling pathway; immune response. Bases 44 to 2527 code for a protein of 827 amino acids. The transcript is spliced from 2 exons. The record is from RefSeq and is a predicted model, not a curated record. Gene Ontology annotation, cellular component: membrane.
UCUCCUGACACUCCGACUGCUGGAAACCACUCUAUCUGAAGCUAUGUCGACACAAAGCAUAAAUGUAGCUUUACUGAUCGGAACCAUUGCCCUUGUGUUCCUGAUCAUACCUGACUGUGUGGCUGUAUACGAAGAUGAAGAGGGAUUUAAACUGUGUGUCACAUCCAGACAAGGAAUGAAAGACCUCUCUCGCCAAAAUCUGACGCAUGUUCCCUCAAAUCUUCCCAACAACACGCAGUACUUGGACAUUUCUCACAACUCCAUCCAAAGACUGACUGGAGCUCCGUUUUCCAGACUGACCCAGCUCUGUUGGCUGAAGGUAACUCACUGUGGCCUGCAGGAGAUUUCUCCCAGUGUGUUCAGUCACACACCAGCACUCAAAGUCCUCAAUAUAUCUUACAAUGACCUUCCUUUCAUCCCUGACAUUUCAUUGAAACAGCUGAAAAUCCUUGAUUUGGCUAACAAUCUUUACAACAGCUAUCAACUUCCAGCAUCGUUUCAGAACCUAACCAGUCUGGCUGUGCUGUCAUUAGGUAGCACAGCUGCUCUGACAGUCAACUACAAUGACUUUGACCCAUUGAUGAACGUUUCUCUGAAUCACCUGGUGUUUGGAGCAGGAACUCACUGGCAGAAGUAUGAUUCCGGUGCUCUUACAAAACUGAUGUCUCUUAAAACAGUUUCACUUUUUGCUUCUUUUUGUGGGGAUACUAGCAUGUUUGAGAAUGUUCUUGUGGAUUUAAAUAUGACAAGAGCAACAUCAUUGAGAUUCAUCACUCUUUUUCCAGACAACUGCAACAUGACUGGCAACCUUUUUGAGAACCUGAGAACAAUGCCAUUUGUACAGAACCUCACCAUAGAAAACACUUGGAUGAACAGCUCCUUUAUGGAGGUGCUUCUUAAGAACGUGUGGGUGUCCUACCUUUAUGACCUCUCCUUUGUCAACAUCACUUAUAAUGAGGACACACCAGAUGGGUUUCAGUUUCGCAACAAUAAUCAAACCAUCAAUCUCUGCUCACUUACCUUCAACGGGGUGAAUCAUUUUCAGUACAGAUACCCCACAUUCAACAUAAGCUUAGACGCCGUCUCAAGUCUGACCUAUUUUAAGUUCUCUGGGACCGGAAUGAACAUUUUACCCUGCAAUCUCUUAUCUGUCCUGCCAUCACUGGAGACGCUGGAUCUGUCAGAUAACCUCUUAACGGAUUCAGGCUUCUGGUGGUUUCAAUGUUCGUACACCUCGGUCUUCCCCAAACUCAGGAGACUGUCUCUAAGCAAAAACCGUUUCAGCGAUCUGGCCUUUAUCUCUGAGAAGACGCAUCAGAUGAAGACAUUGGAAUCUUUGGACCUCAGUUUUAACUCUAUUCACUUGGAAAGGGAAUGCUUUUGGCCUGCUCAGUUGACUGAGCUCAGCUUAGGAAACAACAACCUGGGCAACAACGUCUUUAGAUACCUGUCAGAACACUUUGAGAGAAUUUACUUGUCAAAGACAGGAAUAACAGCCAUAACGCAAGAGGAUCUAUCUCGUUUCCCCAAGCUGACACACCUUCAACUGAGCUCCAACAGCAUCCAGGUUAUCCCUGCAGAUCUCAGCGCCCCAGCUCUCCUCAGUCUCUAUGUAGACCAGAACGCUAUCACAUCUAUAUCCAAGGAGGCUUUGGCAGGAUUUCCGAGGCUUCAGACCCUCAAAGCUGGAGGCAAUCCAUUUGUCUGCUCUUGUGAUUCCUAUUGGUUCGUCAACGUUCUCAACAAGUCAAUGCUCCAAGACUGGCCCUUAGAUUAUACAUGCAGCACCCCACCAUCUUUUUCAGGCCUGUCGCUCUUAGAGUACAAAACCAGUGAGCUGUCAUGUGAGAACUGGCUUCAAGCUACAGUUGCUAUCCCUGUAAUAAUAGUUAUCUGUGCUGCCAUAGGUCUGGUUUUCUAUAAAUGUGACGGAGUGUGGUAUACAAAGAUGUUGUGGGUGUGGAUCAGAGUGAAGAGAAGAGGCAAAAAACGCUCCAACAUGUUAAAGAAUCAAUCUUUUAAUUAUCAUGCGUUCAUCUCCUACAGUCAUCAGGACUCUGGCUGGGUAGACGACCAGCUAGUGCCGUCUCUGGAAGGUGCCGGGUUUUCACUUUGCGUUCAUGAGCGUGACUUUGUCCCUGGUGAGUGGAUCAUAGACAACAUUAUCAACUGUGUGGAAUCCAGCUACAAGACACUGUUUGUCCUCUCUAAACAUUUUGUCCAAAGUGAAUGGUGCAACUAUGAGCUCUUCUUUGCCCAGCACAGGGCCAUCAGCGUCCAGCAGGACUCUUUAGUCUUCCUGUUACUGGAGCCCAUUCCAACAGACUCUCUGCCCAAGAAGUACUUGAAACUUAGAAGUUUACUGAGGCAGCAGACGUACCUGGAGUGGCCCAAGGAUGAACGGAAGCAGCAGGUUUUCUGGGCAAGUCUUAAAUCCAUGUUGCAUUUGGCAGACAAAUCUGUGGUUCUGCAGGAUGUGGCUUUAGCCCUUUCAGAUACAGCAUCUCUACUCACAGACCAAUUUUAAGAGCUCAAAGGAAAGGUUCUCAUUUUUUUCAAGUCUAUCUCUAUCUAUAAAAUACCCACUUGGAGCAGUUUUGGUUGCUGUAAUUGUUCCUCCAACUCAUUCUGGUCCUGAAUCUGAUCUCUUUCUAAUGCAAAACCUGAUCUCUUUCUAAUGCAAAACCAAAAUGAGAGAUGGGGGACGAAACCUGCAUUCCUUGUUUUGUGCAAAAAUGCACUCACGUCCAGCUGAGGCUAAUACAAGGCCAGAGUAUUCUGAUUUAAAGGGCCAAAGGAAAAAACAAAACAAAAUGUAAAAUAUUCCUUGACAAUUUUCAUAACAACCAAAAUUCAAGUAAGGAUUCUGGCUGGCUGUGUUGGCCCUGUGCUGUCCCCCAAAAGCUAUAACUGUAAGCUUCUUUUUAUGCUACAGGUCAUAGAAAUUGGUUGUUUUAAUGAAUAUAUUUUACUAGAUAAAGGAAUUUUUAGUCAUUAUACAUCUGUUUUUUAGAUUUCAACACAACAUGGGCACAUGGGCUUUGUCUCCAGUGCUGAGGAGCAGGCUAGCACCAACCAAAUAUCCAUAUUGUUAUGUGACGGUAUGAACAAAUUAAUCUUAAUGUUGGAGAAAAUCUAUUGAUCACUUGAACAAAAGUCAUUGUUUUAUUGGCUUGGCUUGUAUUUAUCCGCAUCUGACAUCUGAAACCUGAAAAGGAUAGAAACUUUAAAAGGUAUCUUCUCAGUUUGCUAAAGCCUCAUAUUACUUUCAAUCAACUGUCAGUUCAUUUGCUUCAAAAGGGGAUUACUAUAAACUAUUACAACAACAGACACAAUGCUUUCAAUGUAUAUUCAGACAUGUACGACAUGAAUGUUGUAUAAUUAUAGACUUACUAAUCCUUUAACAAAAAAUGAUGGUGACAGAGGUGGUUCUGCAUCUAUAAUUACUGUAUAUCUUACAUUUUGAAGUUGUAAAUUGUAAACUGUAAAUAGUCUUCACCAGUUAAUCAGUAACAAUGAUGAUCUCACUUUACAUAAAUGCACAAGCCUCUAUCUUAACUGAACCCAAGAAGCUAAAUCAUUAAAAAUUAUAUACAUUGUCUAAACUAGUCAGAAAUUGGCAACACUAAAAAAGGUACAAGAUCUGACCUUACAUGCCAACAUUUGGUGCUUAGUAAAACACUGUGUUAUUAACACAUUUUGCUCACUACAUAGUAUUAAAGUUUGAGAUUAAGCCAUAGUUUAUAGUCAAAUGUAUAUUAUGAUAUUUACAAUUAUUUGUGUACAUCACCAUUUGAUUUGCCACAUCUUCUUAAUUGGAGAUACAACACAAAUCUAUUUUAAUUAGAGGUUUCAUGAUACAACUUUCAUACAACAGCAAAAAAAAUAAAAAUGAAGUACUUUAAUUACAAGUCUUACAGGGUCAAGCAUUCAAUAAAUCAAAAUGUGGUGUUUUCACUAGUGCAUUAGCGAUAAAAUGGGAGGGCAGAGAGCACAAACCUGUAUAUUUCUAUAAUUUUAUGUAUUUCCUCAGUAGAGAAAUAUAUGUUUUUAUAUGCUUUGUUGCCUUAAUUCUGUGUCCUCAAUAGCCUCUUUUAGUUUAAGCAAAUGUCUCCAUCUACUGUUUGUAAUGAGUCUGUACACAGCAUACCAGUAUGAAGAAGAGAUUUAGAAUGAGUCUGUACAGUGCAGACAGAAUGUGUCUUUAACACAUAUUCAACACUGAUGAUUUGAAAUUAAUUGGUAAAUUUUCCCUGGAUAAGCAGUGGGUACCGUAUGUAGAUUGGGCUUCACUAUUUUAAGUAGGCCUACAUUAUUUAAUUUUAUUAAGAUUGAUUAUGUUUGUAUCUAUUUUGUGCAAAUUGCAUUAAACUGAAAUAAAAU